This is a messenger RNA of Zingiber officinale, 2307 nucleotides long. RefSeq names its product pentatricopeptide repeat-containing protein At4g16470-like. The transcript has a single exon. Gene Ontology annotation, biological process: RNA modification. Lineage: Eukaryota; Viridiplantae; Streptophyta; Magnoliopsida; Zingiberales; Zingiberaceae. The coding region runs from base 26 to 2296 and encodes 756 amino acids. Gene Ontology annotation, molecular function: RNA binding; protein binding. The record is from RefSeq and is a predicted model, not a curated record.
CAGAUUGGUAAUUCACGCAAAAGCGAUGAACGCCGCCGCGCUCUCUUUCACCGCCGGCGCCGCGCCAUUGGCCGCCGCCCUCGACCGCCAUCCAACUACGCUCUCCCUCCGUCAGAUCCAGGGCCGCUUCGUUCGCUUCGGCCUCACAUCCGAUCCCCGCCUCUCCGCCCAUUGUCGCGCCGGCGCCGGCGCCGGCGCCGGCGCCGGCGCCGCCAGCACCACCCUCCUGAACGCUAUCCCCCACCGCGCUCGCUCCCUCCUGGAAUACAACCACCUCAUCCGCGACUACGCCUCCUCUGCCCUCGCCGACCUCGCCCUCGACCUCUUCUUUGAGAUGCUGGACGCGGGAUUCUUCCCCAACGAGUUCACCUUCCCCUUCGUCCUCAAGUCCUGCGCCCUCCUCGGCCUCUUCGAUCUCGUCCAGCAGAUCCACGCAGCUCUAGUAAAAACUGGUCUUUUAGCCUCCAACGUCUUCUGCGCCGGCGCCCUCUUGGAUGUCUACGUCAAGAAUUCAUCUUUUGGCGAUGCGUGUCAGUUGUUCGAUAGAAUGCCGCACAGAAAUGAAGUCACUUGGAAUGCCAUGUUGACUGCUUGCGCCCAAAAUGGAUUCUUGGACAGGUGCUUGGAGAUGUUGGACGCCAUGGUAGAGUCUAGAGUGGAAGUUGGGAUCGUCAGCUGGAAUUCUAUUGUUGCUGGUUGUGUUCGACAUGGCGAUCUCGAAUUUGCCUUGGAGUCUCUCAGCAUUAUGCUUUAUUUAGGCUCAUUCAAGCCCAAUGUAGCCACCUUCAAUACCCUUCUCCCAUUAAUCCCCACAAUCCCAUCUCUAGACAGACUCAAGGAGUUACAUGUACUUUUUUACAGGAAUAUCGUCGACAGGAUUGAUAACGAUCCAAUCAGUGCCGAUCGGGUGUGGUCAGCUAUGGCAGCUGGAUAUGCCUUCCACAGGUGCAUGGAAUAUGCUACUUGCUUAUUUGAGAAAGUCAGGUUGAAAACUUGCUAUCUAUGGAAUUCAAUGAUCUCAGGGUUUCUAGCCUAUGGGCAAAUCGACAAAGCAUUCCAUGUUUUCCGGGAGAUGGCCUUACAAUGUGGCUUUGAAGCACAAACACUUUCUCAAGUUUCAUUGACCUUAAUCCUUCCAGAAUGUGGUCGGCCAUGGAAAUCUGGAUUGGAGAUCCAUGCCCAUGCUUUUAGAAGUGGGAUUGAAUCGAGCACAGCGGUGAGCAAUGCUCUGAUAGCCAUGUAUGCUAAGCGAGGAGACACCUUUGCGGCUGAGAAGAUUUUUCGAAUGAUAAAAGCAAAGGAUGUCGUCUCUUGGAAUACAACGGUUGCGAUGUAUGUGAUGGUUCAUGAUGUAGAUCGUGCAUUCAAGCUAUUCCAACAGAUGGUCACAGAGGGCGUCCAGCCUGAUGAGUACUCAUUCAGUUCUGCCCUUAAUGCCUGUGCAUAUUCCUCAUGUCUCAGACAGGGGAUGGCACUACAUGGACGUAUGGUUAAGAGUGGGUUCUGCAGCUCAUGUCCGAUUGUUCAGAAUUCUCUCAUGGAUGCUUAUGGGAAAUGUGGGUGUGUAGAAGAUGCUCAAAGUGUCUUUGAGGAGGUGCACCACAAAGAUGUCAUCUCAUGGAAUACGAUAAUAUCAUGUUAUGGCUUCAGUGCGCGUCCUCAAGAAGCCAUCUUACUUUUCAAUAGGAUGAAAGACGAAGGUUGGAAGCCCAAUCGUGUGACCUACAUUGCACUUUUGUCAGCUUGUAAUCACGCGGGACUGAUUGAUGAGGGCUUGCAUUACUUUGAAACAAUGGUCAGUGAGCAUGGGAUUGUACCUGAUGUGGAUCACUAUACUUGCAUUGUAGAUAGCUUAGGAAAAGCAGGUCUGCUUAAGAAAGCCUACCAGUUCAUAAAAGACAUGCCGGUUGAGCCAGAUGACUACAUCUGGGGUGCAUUACUUAGCUGCUGUAGGAUUCAUGGGGAUGUUCAACUAGCUGAAGUCGCAGCUAAGCAUCUGAUUGAAUUGGACCCUCAGCACUCUGGUUACUGGGUGUUGCUAUCUAACAUAUAUGCCGAUGCAUCUAGGUGGGGUGAUGUCUCGGAGGUUCGAGCAGCCAUGAAUGGUGCCGGCGUUAACAAGUGCCCAGGCUUCAGUUGGGUUGAGGUAGGUGGCAGGGAAGUACACAGGUUUCUAACUGCUGAUAAGCUCCAUGAACAAUGUGAUGAUAUAUAUUUAGCUCUUGAUGGUCUAACAAAGCAACUGAAAGAUGAAGGAUAUGCCCCACUUGUGAAUCCUAAAGGCCCUUUAUCCUGAAUGAAGAAUAA